AUGGCAUUCAACAUGAAAGCUCUGCUUGCAAUGAUCUGCGUCUUUGUCGGCUGCUGUAGCAAUGUCGUCUUCCUCGAGCUGAUCAUCCAAAUUGAUCCCGGCGCCGGCAAUCUGAUCACCUUUCUGCAGUUCCUCUUCAUCGCCCUGGAAGGCCUCAUCUUUACAUCAAAAUUCUUUACGGUCAAGCCAAAGAUUGCUCUAAAGGAUUAUGUGAUGCUUGUUGUGCUGUUCUUUGGCGCCAACGUUUGCAACAAUUACGCCUUCAAUUUCAACAUCUCAAUGCCACUGCACAUGAUCUUUCGCAGUGGUUCGCUCAUGGCCAACAUGAUCAUGGGCAUUAUACUGCUAAAGAAGCGCUACAAUCUCAGGCAAUACAGUUCGGUGGCCAUGAUCACAGCUGGAAUAAUACUCUGCACGUUGGUGUCCAGUGGCGAUGUCAAGGACAACACCCAUGCCUCACUGAAAGUGGACACCUCGUACUCGGAUUUCUUCUGGUGGAGCGUGGGCAUUGCCUUGCUCACCAUCGCCUUGCUGGUGACCGCCUACAUGGGCAUCUAUCAGGAGGUGAUCUACAAGCGCUACGGCAAGCAUCCGAAUGAAGCGUUGUUCUUCACACACAUGCUGCCGCUGCCCGGAUUCCUCAUCAUGGCCAGCAACAUUGCCCAGCACUGGAGCAUUGCCAUCAACACGGAGCCGGUGGCCUUGGCCGUGCCUGGCCUGAAUUGGACCGUCUCGUUUCCGCUGAUCCUCUUCUAUCUGCUGUGCAAUGUGGUCACCCAAUACAUCUGCAUCAGUGCUGUCUAUGUGCUGACCACAGAGUGCGCCUCCCUCACUGUCACUUUGGUGGUGACGCUGCGAAAGUUUGUCUCGCUGCUGUUCUCGAUCAUGUACUUUAGAAAUCCGUUCACGAUCAGCCAUUGGCUGGGCACGGUGCUCGUCUUCUUUGGCACGAUACUGUUUGCUAAUGUGAUCAACCAGGUUAAGGAUGCGUAUAAGGCGCGUGCCCAGCGACAACUGGAGGGCAGCAAGCAGAAGCUAAAGACAGGCUAAACCGACGUCAUUUAAAUUGUAAUCCUAAUCCUAAGCUAUUCAGUAGUAAUUUCUAUUUUGUGUGCUGCUCUUUUCCAUGUUUCGUUGCGUUCUUUAUACGUAAUUUCGUGUAUGUUGUAAAUACUUUUAGUUAAGUCUUUAUCUGUUCUUUUUAGCAGCCUUCUGAACACCCCUUUUGGUAACUUUUUUCUUUCUAUCUCCCCAUACCUUAUUCCUUUUUAUACUAAAAGUAUUCUUAACAAAGAUUUUUUGAACAAAACAAAUAAAUUACUUGACAAAGCCUAUCGUAAUUGUUUAUCUUUCCCUCCUAAUAUCUAUCUAUCUAUCUCUU
Molecule: messenger RNA, 1381 nt
Organism: Drosophila albomicans
Lineage: Eukaryota; Metazoa; Arthropoda; Insecta; Diptera; Drosophilidae
Gene: Efr
Product: UDP-xylose and UDP-N-acetylglucosamine transporter
Exons: 1
Coding region: 1-1050 (349 amino acids)
Biological process (GO): transmembrane transport
Cellular component (GO): Golgi membrane; endoplasmic reticulum membrane
Molecular function (GO): UDP-N-acetylglucosamine transmembrane transporter activity; UDP-xylose transmembrane transporter activity
Source: RefSeq, a predicted model, not a curated record